Schistosoma spindalis is the source of this 1560-nucleotide messenger RNA. NCBI's taxonomy places the organism in Eukaryota, Metazoa, Platyhelminthes, Trematoda, Strigeidida, Schistosomatidae. The record is from the annotation of a GenBank genome assembly.
AUGAAGCUUAACAUAGCGUUUCCGUCCAAUGGGACUCAGAAGUGUAUUGAAGUCGAUGAAGAACUUAAACUUCGCCCAUUUUAUGAUAAACGUAUGUCCCAUGAGCUUCCAGUUGACUUUCUGGGGGACGAAUGGAAAGGAUACAUAAUGCGCAUAACUGGUGGAAAUGAUAAACAAGGUUUCCCUAUGAAACAAGGAGUUUUAACUAAUGGCCGUGUCAAGUUGCUGUUGAGCAAAGGAAGUUCGUGCUAUCGUCCUAGACGUAAAGGAGAACGACGACGCAAGAGCGUGCGUGGUUGUAUAGUUGAUAGUAAUUUAAGUGUCCUUAAUCUGGUUGUUGUACGCAAAGGAGAAAACGAUAUCCCUGGCUUGACUGACAAAGCAGUCGUGAUACUUUUGCCUUCACAUCCUUAUCCAAUACAAAUGAACCAAUAUAUUCAGAUUAUUUUCAAAAAAUAUGAACAAUUAAUCCGUUUCCGAAUGUUAUCAUCAUCAUCAUCAUCAUCAAUUGUAUAUUCAUCAUCGUCAGUUCCUCCACAUAUUCCAAUUAUGAAAUCAGAAAUUGUAAAAUACACCCAACCGAAACCAGGUCAAGUUUAUUUAGAUAUGACUUUUGGUACAGGAGGUCAUGCAAAUGAAAUAUUGAAAUAUGCUGCCGAUAAUUUAACUUGUUACUUUCUAGACCGUGAUCCAACAAGUUUCUCAUUUAUGGAAUCACUUCGUACAAAUUAUAGCACAUCCAGUCAUAAAAUCUAUCCACUUAUUGGACGAUUUAGUGAUCUUCCUCAAUUAUUAAAUGGCUAUGAUCUGAAAUAUCAAUCAGUUGAUUUAAUUCUUAUGGAUUUAGGUGUAAGUUCACCACAAUUAGACAAUGAAUUUCGUGGAUUUGGUUUUAAACAUAAUGCUCCGUUAGAUAUGCGUAUGAAUCAAUGUCGAAAUGUACAAAAAGAUACACCAACUGCAGCUGAUGUCAUUAAUACAUUGAAUGCUGAUGAACUAUCGAAUAUAUUCAGCAUUUAUGGUGAAGAACGUUUAUCCAGGCGUAUUGCAAAAGCUAUUGUUGAUUAUAGGAACGAUGCUGGUUCCAUUCAAACAACAAAACAGUUAGCUGAUUUAAUUCGUUCUGUUGUACCAGGGAAUAGAGAAGAUAGGGGCUCGAUUCAUCCAGCUACACGUGUAUUCCAAGCAUUACGUAUUUUCAUUAAUGAUGAACUAAACGAAUUAUGUAUCGGUUUAGAAUUAGCUGAAUUCUUAUUAAAACCUGGUGGUUAUUUAGUUGUUCUAUCAUUUCAUUCAUUAGAAGAUCGUUUAAUUAAAUGGGCAUUUCAUUAUGAUUGUAAACAUUUAGCAUUAUCAAAAUAUUUAUCACAACGAAGUCGAAAUUUUCAAUGUACUAAUAAAAGACAAGAAUAUGAAAAUGAUGAAAUAUUAGACGGAUCUUUAGGACAAAUAAAAUCGAAAUGGAGUUGUGUUAUUGGACCUAUAACUCCUUCCGAUUCGGAGAUAGAUUCUAAUCCAAGAAGUCGUUCAGCCAAGUUACGUAUAGCAAAAAGAGCAUAA